Dermacentor andersoni is the source of this 1824-nucleotide messenger RNA. NCBI's taxonomy places the organism in Eukaryota, Metazoa, Arthropoda, Arachnida, Ixodida, Ixodidae. The record is from RefSeq and is a predicted model, not a curated record.
UUAGUCCACGUGAGACAACAUGGCUGCGUCCACAUCAUCGCUGAUGCGGUAACAGCAGUUCAGUCAGUUUACAGUGCUUUGUCGACGCUGUCCGUGAGUUGGUUGUUCAUUCUGUGGUGAGACGGGAGAUGCCAGACCGCAGAAAAGGUAGCUCAAGAGGCUCCAGCGCUUCAGCCCAGACCGGCGCCCAUCGGCGCUCUUUCAUGGCAGGCGGUGGAGACAGCGCGGAGCAGCAGCAGGUGUGUCUGGUGCAUCUUGACCUUGGUGUCGGUGGAGCCGAGCGGCUGAUGGUGGACGUUGGCCUGGCGCUGCGGUCCAAGGGAAACCCCGUCCACAUUGUCACCACGCACCACGACCGGAACCACUGCUUUCCCGAGACGCUCGAUGACCAGUUCAAGGUGGUGGUGGUGGGUGACUGGCUGCCCCGGUCAGUACUGGGACGCUUCUAUGCUCUGUGCUCAUACUUGCGUAUGAUGGUGGCCGCCCUCUACGUCGUUUGGUUCAGCGACAUUCACCCCGACGUCAUCAUAUGUGACCAGGUGUCCGCGUGCGUACCUAUUCUCCGGCUGUGUCGCAACGCUCGGGUUGUGUUCUACUGCCACUUCCCCGACCUGAUGCUUUCGAAGCCAGGUGGUCUGCUGAAGAGAAUCUACCGUUGGCCAAUCAACGCGCUCGAGCAGUGGAGCACGGGAUUUGCAGAUUCUGUGCUUGUCAACAGCCACUUCACUGGGCGGGUGUUCCGAGAAGUGUUCCCCCGGCUGUCCAAUGUGCAGCUGCGUGUCCUGUACCCAGCGGCUAGCCUCUCGGCCGUGGAGCGCCCCCUGGAGGGAACGCUGGAUGAACUGGGCAUCGACAAGCUCCAGGGGGCCCUCUUCCUCUCGCUGAAUCGUUUCGAGCGAAAGAAGAACCUUGCAUUGGCACUACGUGCUGUCGAGCUGGCUUCCCGCGAGAUUCCAAUACACCUGAUCUUGGCCGGCGGCUACGACCCCGAGUGCCGCGAGAAUGUCGAGCACUGGGACGAGCUCGUGUCGCUCGCCGAGCAGCUGGGCGUGCAGCAGCGGGUCAGCUUCGUGCGGUCACCCAGCGAGUCGGCCAAGCUCCUUCUCCUGCACACGUGCCGCGCCGUAGUGUACACGCCUGCCAACGAGCACUUCGGCAUCGUGCCCGUCGAGGCCAUGUGCAUGCGGCGCGCCGUGGUGGCGUGCAACAGUGGCGGCCCCACCGAGACCGUGGUGCACGGCGAGACGGGCCUUCUGUGCGACCCCACGCCCGAGGCAUUCGCCGCCGCCCUUGUGCGGUUGGCGCGCGACCGCAGCCUGACGCAGGAGAUGGGCGCACGCGGCCGGGAGCGCGCCGAGCAGGUCUUCUCUUGGCAGCGCUUUGUGCGCGAGGUGCACGAGGUGGCCUUCGGGGACAACAAACACGAGCAUCGGUGUCGUGUCCUCAAGAAGGACUCUCGCAGGAGGCUCAAGGACGACUAUGUCAUUGUACUUGACGGGACAGAACCGCCGCCUCCGUAUACUUGGAGGGGUGUCCGCUCGGAUGGACGUCGUCAAUAAAUAGUCUCCUCUUCGCCACGGGGACCCCCCAAAAAAGGCUGGAAGUCUCUUGAGAUCAGGAGCUGCUUGCACAUCCAGGUGGCACCGUUUUAGCAGCGAAUCACACCCAGGUUCUGCAAGUCACUGAAGAUGGCCUCUCACAGAUGCACGCUUUUCAAUCGUUCCCACACAAUCGCAGUUCACGGGGCUAUCUGCUCACAUGUUCAUAAGCAGUAAAACUAUUUGCGACGUGAAUAAACUCUGUUGUGUUCCUUAUCCUUUUAAA